UUGCUUGCUAGCUAGAAAGUUGCGAGUGUAACAUUUUGAAAAUUGGUGCUAUCUAACGUAGCUAAUUUAAUGUUAGCUCACACUAUUAACUAGCUAAGUUAAAGAAACAGCCAACGAUGGAACUUUCAUAUCAAGCCAUCAAAACGGCGAACCAAGCCAGAGAGACGGAUGAGAUGCGAACAGAGGCCAGAAGAAGGAGUCUGUUGAUUCUAAUUUUCAACUAUUUAAUUGAGGAAGGGUAUAUGGACACAGCCAGUGCUUUAGAACAAGAAACCAGCUUGGGCUUGCGCCGGUUUGAAGUCUGUGACAAUGUGGAUUUACAUACUAUCCUCAUGGAGUACGAAAGUUAUUAUUUUGUGAAGUUCCAGAAGUACCCCAAGCUCACAAAGAAAUUACCAGAAGCAGGGGAAGGCAGAUGUGCAAGAAGUUGCGGUAAAAAGAGGACCUCCUAUACAGCAACUCAGGCAUUGCCCAGAAUACACUCUGUUCAGCGACCCCAGUCCAGGGGUGGGAUUAAGAAGACAGAGUCAAAAACGGCCGCCAGGGACACCGAUAAAGUCAACAGUGAGAAUGGACAGUCACUUCCACCAGACACAGCAGAUUUUGGCUUAAAUGUGUCACCCAUCGCCCGAAACGGAGCGGCAGAAGGGACACAGCUGAAGCGGGGUCACUUGGUGGACUUUCGAGGCCUGAUCCAAGAUGCCAUUAAAGGGGCUUCCUAUAACACAGCAGUGAAUGGUUUUACCUGCAACCCUGACCCGUCGGAACGCUUGCUGAAACCACUCAACGCCUUCAGUGGCAUGAACAGUGAGAUGAGGGAACUGGCCAUGGUUAUCAGCAGGGAUAUCUAUUUACACAACCCCAACGUGAGGUGGGACGACAUUAUCGGGCUGGAAGCCGCCAAGCGAUUAGUCAAAGAGGCUGUCGUCUACCCCAUUAAGUACCCACAGCUGUUUACAGGGAUCCUGUCCCCAUGGAAAGGCCUGCUGUUGUACGGACCUCCUGGCACAGGGAAGACUCUUCUGGCUAAGGCUGUGGCCACUGAGUGUCAAACCACAUUCUUCAACAUUUCCACAUCUAGCAUUGUCAGCAAGUGGAGAGGAGACUCGGAGAAGCUAGUCCGGGUUCUUUUUGAGUUGGCCCGGUUCCAUGCCCCAUCUACCAUCUUCCUGGAUGAGCUGGAGUCAGUGAUGGGCCAGAGAGGGGUCGGACAGGGUGGAGAGCAUGAGGGCAGUCGUAGGAUGAAGACAGAGCUCUUGGUCCAGAUGGAUGGACUUGCACACUCCGAUGACCUUGUCUUUGUGCUGGCGGCCUCCAACCUACCCUGGGAGCUGGACCACGCCAUGCUGCGUCGGCUGGAUAAGAGGAUCCUGGUUGGGCUGCCCUCGAACCCUGCCCGACAGGCAAUGAUUGCUCACUGGCUGCCACCCGUCAGCAAUUCAGGUGGAGUCGAACUACGUACAGAGCUGGACUACAGCUUGCUUGGACAGGAGACGGAAGGUUACUCUGGCUCGGAUGUAAAGCUUGUGUGCAAGGAAGCAGCUAUGAGACCAGUCCGGAAAAUAUUUGACGCUCUUGAAAAUCACCAAGAAGGUGACUCCAAGAUGCCUACUAUCCAGCUGGACACUGUGACAACAGCAGACUUUCUGGAUGUGAUCGCUCACACCAAACCUUCAGCCAAGAACCUUACAGAAAAGUAUGUCGCCUGGGAGAGGGAAUACGAGUCUGUGUGA
This is a messenger RNA of Megalops cyprinoides (Indo-Pacific tarpon), 1733 nucleotides long. It is a transcript of the gene katnal2, whose product is annotated as katanin p60 subunit A-like 2. Lineage: Eukaryota; Metazoa; Chordata; Actinopteri; Elopiformes; Megalopidae. The record is from RefSeq and is a predicted model, not a curated record. Gene Ontology annotation, molecular function: protein binding; ATP hydrolysis activity; ATP binding. Bases 117 to 1733 code for a protein of 538 amino acids. The transcript is spliced from 16 exons.